This is a messenger RNA of Penicillium canariense, 1170 nucleotides long. RefSeq lists its product as uncharacterized. The coding region runs from base 1 to 1170 and encodes 389 amino acids. The transcript has a single exon. The record is from RefSeq and is a predicted model, not a curated record. NCBI's taxonomy places the organism in Eukaryota, Fungi, Ascomycota, Eurotiomycetes, Eurotiales, Aspergillaceae.
AUGAUUGCCGCAAAUGUUCCCGAACUCCCGGCGGGAGACUCGCCAGACCUCAUUUUGGUCCCCGCUACCCCUGAGGAGCGCACCGCCUCUAUCAAGCUCAAUAGCAUCGUCUGGAAGGGCCCCUUGGACGUCGAAACCUACAUUGCUCGUGAGGACCACCUCUAUAACCAACGGCUGACUCGUGACGGCCUGACCUGCUGGAUCUUGGUCGACGGCACGGAGCCCGAAGGAGACCGGACCAUCCUCAGCUCCUGUGAGACCUACCAGAAGAAGGCCCUACUCGCGCACGACGGCCAGGUGGAAGAUGCUUCCACCCACGGCGUGGGAAGCGUCUACUGCCGGCCUGAGUUCCGGGGCAAAGGGUACGCAAAGCGCAUGCUCGAAGAACUGAGCCGGAAGCUCGAUACGUGGCACAUGGAAAAGCAGCCGCGAGGCAGGGCUUUGUUCACUAUUCUAUUCUCAGAUAUUGGGAAGAAGUUCUAUGCGCAGUUUGGGUGGCGACCAUUCCUGUCUUCGCACAUGGUUCUGCCAGCUCGCGCCGAGGAGCCGCUGUCCAAUGGAGCUGCUGGCAAGAGUGUGACAAGGGAUUUAUAUGCCGAAGAUGUCCGCACAAACAUGUGCAGUGACGCCGUCAUUGCCAAACUCCGUGAUCAGAUGUGUGUUGCCUCGAAACUAUCUCACGUUGCCAAGGUAGCUAUCGUGCCGGACUUUGACCAUUUUGUGUGGCACUGGGCUCGUGAGGAGUUCUUUGCGCAGGAGUUGUUCUCGCACCGCCCUCCGCCAACUAUCAAGGGCGCAGGGAAUGACGCUGCGCGCGUGUACUGUACAUGGAACCGGAACUUUGGCGAGACGCCCGAGGAUAAUGUUCUAUACAUUCUGCGGUGGGUGUACGACGAGCCCACAUCGCAGGAGGAAGAGCAAACAUUGGUGCAGGCGAUGGCUGCUAUCCUGCGCCGUGCUCAGCAUGAGGCCAAAGAGUGGGGAUUGCACACGGUCGAGUUCUGGAACCCAGAACCACUUUUGCAACAGGCUGUCAAGGUGCUGGACCCCGAUGCGGAAGUCGUGCACCGCGAGAAGACCAGUAUUUCCAGUCUGCGCUGGACUGGUGACGAACACGGGCUUGGACAAGACGUGGAAUGGCUUUUAAACGAGAAGUAUACUUGGUGCUGA